Jaculus jaculus (lesser Egyptian jerboa) is the source of this 813-nucleotide messenger RNA. Its product is annotated as ras-related protein Rab-18. NCBI's taxonomy places the organism in Eukaryota, Metazoa, Chordata, Mammalia, Rodentia, Dipodidae. The transcript is spliced from 2 exons. Gene Ontology annotation, molecular function: GTP binding; GTPase activity. The record is from RefSeq and is a predicted model, not a curated record. The coding region runs from base 1 to 594 and encodes 197 amino acids.
AUGGAUGAGGAUGUGUUGACCACACUGAAGAUUCUCAUCAUCAGCGAGAGCGGGGUGGGCAAGUCCAGCCUGCUCUUGAGGUUCACAGAUGAUACUUUUGAUCCAGAACUUGCAGCAACAAUAGAUGUUGACUUUAAGGUGAAAACAAUUUCAGUGGAUGGAAAUAAGGCUAAACUUGCAAUAUUGGAUACUGCUGCUCAAGAGAGGUUUAGAACAUUAACUCCCAGCUAUUAUAGAGGUGCACAAGGUGUUAUAUUAGUCUAUGAUGUCACAAGAAGAGACACCUUUGUUAAACUGGAUAAUUGGUUAAAUGAAUUGGAAACAUACUGUACAAGAAACGACAUAGUAAACAUGCUAGUUGGAAAUAAAAUUGAUAAGGAAAAUCUGCAAAAACCUGCUGUGCUGUUCAGUGUGCCUUUGAAGAGCUUGUUGAAAAGAUCAUUCAGAUGCCAGGACUGUGGGAAAGCAAGAGCCAGAGUAAAGGAGUCAAACUGUCACACAGGGACGAGAGCCAUGGAGGAGGAGCCUGUGGUGGUUACUGUUCUGUGUUAUAAACUCUGGGAAAUUCCAUCUCUUGCAUAUUUCAUCAGAUAGUGACAUCUUUCUGUAUAUAAACUCUUAACUGCUAUCUUAGGGACCUUGCAGUUUGUACAGAAUUGUUUUUAUCAUGGCAGUGAAUAUUUGCAAGAAAUCCCACUCAUUGGCUUUCCCAGGUAAAUGUUAUGGUAAGCAUGCACAGUUUGCAGUCUAUAGAUUUUUAUGUAACAUAAAAUAGGUGUACCUUUAUAAGUACAUUUUGUUUUAUGAUUUACA